UCAAGACAACUUGUAUUUUGUUGCUCAAUGGAAUUUUUAUAAGACUUGUGUUGUCUGUAUAGUAUUAUUAUCAAUAAUAUAUCAUUGUCCUAUUAUAUCUUACCUUUCUUUUGCAGUCCCAAAAUAUUCAGCUUAACAAGGAAAUGACUCUUGCCAGCAACCGAAGUUUGGCUGAAAGUAAUCUUUUAUACCAACCAAAAUUGGACUCUCUGAAAGCAAGUUUGACCCAAAAAUAUCAGGAGCUGCAGGUUCUUUUUGAAGCAUAUCAGAUCAAGAAAACAAAACUAGAUAAACAAUCCAGCAGUGCUUCUCUGGAGACACUAUUAGCGCUUCUUCAAACUGAGGGGGCUAAGAUUGAAGAGGACACUGAGAAUAUGGCUGAAAAGUUUCUUGAUGGUGAUGCAUCAUUGGAUUCAUUCAUUGACGAAUACCAGAGCAAACGUAUACUGGCUCACUUGCGACGUGUAAAAAUCGAGAAACUCCAAGAGAUGGUGCUGAAGGGACAGAGGCUUCAGCAGCAGCCUCAGCCAAGAGCACCUGAAACAACACCAGCACCAACACAAACUUCCUACUCUUCAGAUGCAAACACUCCUCCCUCAGUUAUGCCCCGGCGAAUACCACCCCCACCUCCUUCAUCAGUCCCAGCAGGAUGCCUCCCCACUCCAUUUACUGCAGCAAUGGGUUCAGGACCACCUCUUCCUUAUCCAGGAGUUCCCUAUCCUCCCCUUCCUCCACGAGUGGGAGUUCAGUCUCCAGGUCAAAUGCCACAGCCAGGAUACCCAACUCAGUUUGUAUCACAGUUCCCUCCAGCACUGCCUCAAAGACCACCACCUCGUCUUCCACCACAUCCUGGAUUUAUCCUACAGUGAAUAUAUUGGUGCGCCUGUCUCAUGUAUUGGUGCUUAAAUUUGAAUCCUUUAUCUCCCCCUUCCAGAGACUAAAUAUAGGCAGUGGAAAACCUCUGUGUUUUGUACAAUGGAACACAAAGUUUAGGCUGCAACAUAGAGUUGUGAAAUUGCAUUCAGUAAAUGUAAUCAUAUUAUUUUCUGUUUUUGAAAAAUCAGUGACUGUGUAAACUAUUUUUUUGUAGGAAGGCAACAGGACCGAAUGUUGUAAAUCUGGCAAGUUGUGAAACAAUUCAGUGGAUUUGUUUUCGUUAUAAGUAUUGUCCUAAUACUUCAGUGAUGGUAAAUGAUUAAGGAAAAUAGCAUACUUGUCUGACUUGAUAUUGUGUUCUCAUUGCAGCUGGAUUUUAAGCAUGGUUAAUUGUGAGCUAUAAAGAAUAUUCUGUGCUGUAAGUGCUAGUAUUUGGAUGGUUACCAUUGUAUCUAAAUGCUAAGCAUAAAUAAAGCUGCAGGGAAAUCACCUUUAGUCUUUGAAAUAAGCCCAUGGCUUCACAUUGGUGGCCAGGUACACUAACUUUGUUCUCGGAGCCUGUGAUACAGACACUCAGUUCAAUCAGAAAAUGUUUGGCAGCUUAUUUUGAAAAGCAUAAAUUCUUAAACUAUUUUAACUCCCAAAUUCAUUAUUUCUUUGAGAUUUUCGUAAUAAAAAUGUGAGCUUGUCCGUUCUGUACAUUUAUUUCCUGAAAGACCAAGUUUUUUAAAAUAAAACUGGUGAUUGAUCCUGGAAGCGGUGUAAAGAAAACUAUUUGUAGUGCCAGUUCAUAUUUUUGUAGAAAGGUCAUUGUCCAUACUUUCUUGAAUCUAAUCUCAUUUAGCCCUCUUCUAUUUUUUUCCCACUUUCCUGCCUUACUUUUGAGGGUAGCUGCUUUUGCUUUGUGCUUAAGUUAUCCUUCUCAUGCUAUAUGAUUGAGAAGCUUUUUUUUUUUUAACUCAGGUGUAGCUUUUGAUGUUUUGUGAUUUCAGGAGCUGAAGUGCUAGACUCAAAUUUGUCUUAAUCCAGCACUGGGCAGUUACAAAGCGCCACACAUUCAUAUUUUCACUCUUUCUGCUUUGUCUCAUAUUUAGAGACACUUCUUGUUCCUAGACACCAUAACCUUCUUUCCUGUAGUGUUUGAAAUUUUUUUUCAUCUGAAAUGUACAGCUAACAGUCCCUCCGGUAGUCAGAACACUCUAGGGUGACUGCAUCUUACUUAAUUAGUCUCCUCCCAUUCUCAAGCCAUUUGAGAGCAGAAAAAGGAUCUCUACAACAGUUUAACUUUCAGUGUCAUUGUGUGACUCCUGGAGCCUGGGCCCUAGGCACAAGACCAAGCCUUAAUCCAAACCGGGGCAACCAUAUUCUUUGGUGUCUAAUCAAAAUUCCAUAAAUACUUAUUCUCAGCCCUCUCCCAUCCUCAGUCAACCCUUGCCUUGCUACUAAUUAGAAUAAUAAUUUAAGAAACAUAAUUCAGAAUCUGUUGCAUCUUGUAUGUGGAGGUAGACUUUUUCAGAUCACCAUCUGACACUGUCCAGGACAGUGGUAGAUUGCUUGGAAGGCUCCAGUAUAUUUUUUCUGAUAAGGAUCAAAUCAGAGUAUUAAAUGUCCCACUACCCUCCUGGGUCUGUGUAAAGCCUCCAUCUACCAAUUAGCUAUUUCCCCCUAGAGUUUGGUAAUUGUUGAUAAUACAUUAAUAAUCUCAUAAUAGGAAACCCUCUGGUUUGAACACUCCCACUUGAAGAUCAGAGACUGCAGAUAGGGACUAGAAUAGCUUCCCCUAUGUAAAUCUAGAAAGGGGAAAUUUUGUAAACCUAGCAAGUUGUGAAACAAUGUGCAGUGGGUUUGCAUAAGUAUGGUUUCUCUGUAAUCUAGUGACGGUACAUGAUUUUAUAAAGUGUCUUUUCUUAGUAAUAUGUUCUAUGAUCCCAGUGCUAGUAUAGUUACCAUUGUAUCUGUAUGCUGACUGUAAAGCUGCUGUAAAAAUAAUAAAUACAGGUGUAGAGCUGCAAGGUUAAUAGAGGUGUAUAAAAACUCUUGACACACAGAUUAGAUUUGCUAAAAUUUUAUAAAAACAGAUAGGUAGAUCUUAUGCUUAUCAGUUGCCAGUUUAUUUUCUGAGUUAAAAAAUUCCUCAGAAACCAUGGCGGGGAUGAGAUAAGUGUAUUUUGAACUUUGCACUGCAUUUUAGGCACCUAACUCUUUUUUAAAUGAUAUUGCCCCAUUAUUGGUAUUACUGAGAAAUAGUCCAAAACUAUUUUUUAUUACUUGUUAAAUUGUCUGUUUUUAGUAUCUUUAUUGAUAACAAGACCAUUCAGGGAUGCAUUGUUUAAAAAAAUACUGUAUUGUGAAAACUAAAUGCAGAUUAAUUUGAUGCAAUUUACUGUGUGAAAACAAUACAUUAUCACAUAUGCAUGUGUCUGAUGUGCCUUAGAAUCACUACAUGUGAUAGGCAAAUAUUCUGGUAAGAAUAUUAGCCUAUAUUUCAGAUCAAUAGCCAUUGCUUAAGCUUUUUGAUAUAAGUUUAAUAUAGGUUUAACGCUUUCUUUUAUGAAAGAUUUUUCACCAGGUACUUUAGAAUAAGGCAGUAUCUGCUAUUUGUAUGCUUAAUUGCUGUCAGUGGAUGAUUAGUUUGAUUGUUAGAAAGAUAAACUGUCACAAUGUCUUUCAGUCUCAAAAUUGAAUUCUUAAGUGUUCUUGGAAAAUGUUUGGCCAUUAAUGAGUAUUGGUGUAUGUGCAAACUGGUUUGUAGUUACUUAUUUGCAUAUUCAAAGCAAUGUUUGGAGGUGAAGGAAAAAGUACUUUGAAACCUUUUUGAAUUUUAUUUUCAGAAACAUAAAUUAUAUCACAAUAAUCUGUCUGGGUAGGGUGAGAGAUUCAGGGGUUAUUUCAUGCCUAUUGCAGUCUGACACUGUUUCCAAUUACAUCUAUUAUAGGUAAAGAGUAAAUUUUGCUAUAGAUUGGUACUAUAGGUUGUUAAGAUGCUGUUGACAAGUUGGAUCCCAUAUGAGGGGAUAGUUCCAUUCUCAUGCACAGAUGUUCUUUAAUAUACAGUGUGAUAUGAUUUGAAAUAUUUCCUAAUAAGAAUCAGUGUUAAGGAAACAUUUUUUAUAACAUAAAAGUGGACACUGAGCUCAAUUGGAAUGGUGUAACAUGGUUUUAGAAUGUAGAAUGCAUUUUAAAUGCCCAUUUUGGAUGGUUUUCUCUUCUGCUAACCUUUUGUAUGCAAUUUUGUAAAUGACGACUGUAUUCACUUUACCUCUUCUGGGUAACUCGUGUUGAAUAGUAAUCAUUAAAGAUCUACUUCACUGCAUUGGAAAGCUGUCUCUGAGGGGACCAAUCAAAUAGUUGUUUAGAAAAGCUGUACUGGGAACUCCAGUGAUACAAUAGAAUAACUGUUCUUUGUGUAACUCUAGGAGGCAGGGUACUGAGCACAAGCCUAUGUCUUAAUCUAGCCCUGAGAGAUCAUUUGAUGCCAGUUAAACCACCACAGCCUCAUAUUUCCAAUCCCUCCUGAAGCUUCCUUUUCAUACUGGAUCAGUUAUGUGUAUAGAGGGCCCAACAUGUGUUUGUCUCUUUUCUGGGGGCUUCUCUGUUCAGUUGUUUGUCUCCCAAUGUCCUGAAGCUCCUGAAAAUUUUUUUUUUUUUGGCUGGAAUGAUUCGUGGUCCGUCUUCCCUUAAAGGUGGUGAUAGAACUUUUUAGAAUUAUAGAAUACAGAACAUUAAGGAUUUUUUUUCUCCAUCCUAACCAGGAUUUUACAAUAGGCUGUUUUCCUCUUAACAGUUGGUAGUUGUUAGCAGUUACUGGGAAAUCUUAUCAGGAAAUCCUUUAGUCUAAAAAUAGGACUUUUGACUAGCCCUCCCCUUAGGAGUUAAGAGGCAGCAGAUUUGUUAAAGUUCUUGGCCUCUGAACAGCUCAAUAGAUAAGCUCAGAAAGUGCUAAUAAAAGGGUAAUUUUAUAAGCCUAACAGGUCACAAGACCAUGUGCAGUAAUUUAAUUUGUGCGUUAAGUGUUGUCUCAAUGUAAUCUGGUGAUAGUACAUGAGUUUAAUAAAUGAGCAUAUUUGUCUGUUUUAAUAUGGCGAGCCCAUUGCAGCCUGAUUUAAGCAUUUAUAAUUGCAAACUGUCUCUAAAUAAUGUUCUUUUAUCACCUGUGCUAUUUGAUAUGUGGUAAUUGUAUUUGAAUGGUGAGCAUAAAUCUGCAAUAGGGAGUUUGCAUAGCUUGAAAAUUUAACCUAAAGUCUAAGCCACAGUGUUGAUGAGUGUGUACAGUAAACUUAUUCUGAGAAUCAGAAGUGCACAAAUUCUAAAUAGCUAGUCUUGAGUUAGGUUUUGUAAAGUUUUGGUAAAAGCAACCAGGUAGCUUUUACAUUUACCAAGUGCCAGCUUACAGAUGGACUCUUAACUUUCAAUUUCCUCUGGUUUCAGUUUCCUGAUCUUAACCUGUCUAGGAAGAUAGAUCUUGUAUGUCCUAGAUAAAAUAUCACUCUUCAAGGUUGAGUGUGUGUGGAGAAAAGCUUAUACAUUGCUCCUAUUUUCAUGCAGAAUAAACUUUACAUUGAACAUAGUUUAGACAAUUUAAAUACUGAAGAGUCUACCUGGGCAUCUGAGCCAUGGGAAUGGCAGAAGAGAGCUGCUUUAAAAGCAGUAUUAAGCAGAAAUUCUAGGACAAGUGACCACCAUCCAUAGUUAAGAAGUCUUUCCCCCAAAAUAUUGUUCAGUUACCUAUGUUUUGGGGGUGCAGUAACUGGGGGGUCAGGAUUUGAACACUUCCUCCUGUGCUGCAGAAAACACAUAUAAAAAGCGUUCUUAGUGUACCUUUAAAUGAUGUUGCCUAUGAGGAAGACAGAAUCAAGAAGAUGAAAUUCUUAAGCACUGAUUUCCUAGAAAUGUGUUACAAUGGCUGCAUUUUGUAGUUUGAAGACUGUUUAAUACUUGACUUCUUUAGAAGUCUGUUAAAAGCAUUUACCUUGAUAUCCAAAUUAGUCAUCCAGUUAAGUGUUUGUUAAGCUGAAAGUGACAUUUAUUCUGCAUGGGCAAAUGUUUAUGUGGAUUAUUGUCCUUAUGGUGGUAACCUUAGUCUUUCAAUAUGGUGAAAAAUGCUUGAUGUUUAACUCCUGGAGGUGGGGAAGAGAAAACAAAAUAGUUGCCUAACUGACCAUAACACCAAAGGUGUAUUGGCAUUAAAACUGAAGUCAGUAUGUCAUUGGCAUACUGGCAACCAUUUUAUUCGGCAUCUGUUUCCAUCUAGGAGUUGUGAUCUACCAUGAAUGUUCAUGGUGGUGAGAAGUUUGCUUUGUGUGUGCACACUAUUAAAUGCUCCAUAUCUUUUGUCACCAGAAAAUAUUAUAGAUUCACCACUUUUUGUGGUAUUAGACAAAUUCUUUUGUCCUUUUGUGAAGAAAAUUCAUGAUGUCAACAUCAAAUUCCAAACCCACGCCUAUCUUCUCACUCUAGUUUCUCCUACCCAAUCUCAGUUUUCUCUCAUGCCUGCUGUGCAGCGGCUGAUGGUGUGUGGUUACUUUGUCUUCCCCUCUCCCAUCUUCUUUCUAAUCUAGAAUGUAUUUUAACAUGGCUUUCGAAGCUUGUAUUUUAUUGUGGUGUUCAAGGAACUGAAGCCAGAGUCACACAUCUAUAUUUUCAGUCUGAUGCUGAGCAUCCUCAUUCAUAGUCUAAACUCCAUUUGACACCAGUUUUCUCGGCACUGCAACCUAAACCAAUGACACCUGUGAAAAAGCUAUAUCCAAAAUCUUAUUCUGUCUUUCAUUCAAAGGCACUUGUCUUUAUCAUCUCUCACAUUUCAGAAAUGGUUGAAAUACUUUUCUAUCAGGAAUGGUCCAGGGAUUUCUUUCCCUUGAAGGGUAUUGUGUUCCCAUUAUGGCUCAAUUUAAGCAUGGUUAAUUGUGAAUUACUAAUGUUUCAAAAGAAAGUUUUUGGUGAUGCUAUUUGGAUGUUAAUUUUAGUAUCCCUGUGCAAAGCAUAAGGCUGGCAUGAAAAUAACCUAGACCACAAGAGAUGAUGGUUGUCUACAGGGAGUUUUGUGUUAGUGUUUAGGGGUUUAUGUGUUUAAUGGGUCUCUAAAUCAGAUUCUGAAAAACAUAGUAAUAUAAAUCAGAUAGAUUGCACACUUAGUGCCAAUUUAUUUUGAGUUAAGAAAAAGUUUCAAAGUGAUUGGAGGGGAUGAUGAUCAGCAUGAUGUGAAUUUUGUAUUGAAUAUGAUCUUCCUACCUUUGUCCGGGAGGAGUGGUAUUGAUCCAAUUAUUUCUACUAAAAAAUGGUCCCAGUAAAAUUAUAUUAAGAAAAGUCCACAUUAUUUUUACUUAUCUCUUUUUAAAGUAAUUUGUAUGAUGAUGGCAGCAGGACCAUUCAGGGAUUUUUUUUUGUCUAAAAAACAAACAAACUUCUGCAAAUUAAAUACAAAUGAAGCUGAUGCAAUUUGCUGUCUGAAAACAAUGCAUUAUCACAUGUGUGUGGCUGAUGUGCCUUAAAAUCAGUAUUUACAAUUGGGCUAGUAAAACUAUUUAACAUAUCUUUCAAAUUAAUGGCCAUUGCUUAACACUCCUGUUAUUAAGGGCUCUAAAAGGCAUCCUUUUUUAUAUAGUUCUGUAAAAGGGUAGUAUCUGCUGUUUGUAUGGUUGAUGGCCCUCUAUUGAUUAUUGGAUUAAAAUAUGUAUAUAUAUAUUAUCCAUCUUUUAUUAAGUCAGUUGUAAUUAUCUUGUACCUGAACUCUAGCUGCUUAUGGAAAAUGUUCUUUUGUGAAAUGUGUGCCCUAGGGAUGUAAAAUUGUGGGUAAACAGCUAACUGGUUAAUCAACAUGUUUAACUAGUUUACUGUGACACAGGGCCACAGGUGGGAGCUGCUGUGGGUGGGGAGCUGCUCGGGUUCGGCCAGGACCACCACAUUGUGCCACAGGUGGGGGGCUUCUUGGGCUGGGUUGGAGUGACCCCACCUGCAGUGUGGAUGGCCCAGCCAGGCUAGAU
Messenger RNA from Pelodiscus sinensis (Chinese soft-shelled turtle), 7856 nucleotides. The record is from RefSeq and is a predicted model, not a curated record. Lineage: Eukaryota; Metazoa; Chordata; Testudines; Trionychidae.